AUGUUGGGUAGGGCCUGUAGUAAGAUAGCACCGCAAUUGUUAAAAGGCUUCCUGGUUCCGGCACACAGUGCUGCAUGUGCGGUACAGGUGGCAGGUGUUCAUCAUCACAAAGAAGCCGGUGAUUCGGCCCGAUAUCAGGGAAUGGCACGUUCGAACAGGGCCAAAGCAAAUCGAAAUACUCAUGUGAAUGAGAAAAUGUUUAGACGGAUGCGCGGGCGAAAAACUGUUAUAAUGGAUCUUCCUAUGGAUUCUGCAAGAGAAAAAGAAGACGCAAUGUCGCCAAAGGAAAUGAGGAUCGAAUUAUUAAAGCGAGGCACGAACCCUUAUAAAGAAGCAGCGCCACGAGUUUGGAACGAAUCGCAAAUCACAUUCCAAUCAAUUUACGGAAUUGCGGAUCCGUACGUGCCUCCAGAAAAUCCCGCAUCUUUCACCGAUGUUCAAAAUAAAUUUGACGAAGUGAAACAAAGAAUGCAGCAUAAAUUUUACAACUGGAGAAUGGGAACGAAUCGGAUAAAAAAGAAGCAAGGAUUCGAGAAAUUUGAUAUUAAAAGUUUCACGUCGAAGGCGGAAGACAUUUACGUUCAAGCACACAAAGCUUUGCAGAAUCGCGAUAAAAAUGCGAUGCACCGGUUUAUUACGGAAUAUGCAUUUGCGAAAAUGUGGCCCGAUGUUGAAAAUGGAUCGGUCCGUUUUGAGCUGGUUGAUGUGAUUGAGCCGAGCAAAGUUGUCGCCGUUCGAUGUUUUGACAAUCCACCAAAAAGUGGAAAUGAUAUCGCACAGAUUACGGUUAGAAUGCAUACUAAGCAGAAACUCGCAAUUUACGACAGAUUUGGACGAUUAAUUUUGGGAUCUGAGGAGGAGCCAAAAGAUGUCGUCGAAUAUGUUGUGUUUGAGAAUCAUAUUGCCGUUGUGGAUGGAGAAUGGAGAUUGCACGGAAAGAUUUAUCCGAGAUGGAUUGAACCAAAACAAGGAUCACAUUUGACACAUUUGCUGAAUGAAGGAGAAAUCAAAAAUAUUGAAUCAAAAGCACAAGCUCUACCAUUGAGGACAAAUGAGAAAAUCGAAGAAGAGAAGAAUAAAAAAGAAAACGAGGAUAAUGUAUAG
Messenger RNA from Caenorhabditis bovis, 1104 nucleotides. The record is from the annotation of a GenBank genome assembly. Lineage: Eukaryota; Metazoa; Nematoda; Chromadorea; Rhabditida; Rhabditidae.